Molecule: messenger RNA, 1137 nt
Organism: Heterocephalus glaber (naked mole-rat)
Lineage: Eukaryota; Metazoa; Chordata; Mammalia; Rodentia; Bathyergidae
Source: RefSeq, a predicted model, not a curated record
AUGGGCAGGCGCGCGCCCCGCCCGCUGGUGGACACCACGCCGGCCAAGACCUUCCUCGUGUACCGCAACGGGGACCAGUUCUAUGUGGGCCGCAAGUUCAUGCUCUCGCGGCGCUGCGUGGCUACGUUCGAGGCGCGCCUGGAGCAGCUGACCGAGCAGGUGGCUGUGCCCUUCCGUGUGCGGCGCCUCUACACACCCACGCGCGGCCACCCGGUGCUGAAGCUCGACGCGCUGAGGACCGGGGCCAAGUACAAGUACGUGGCGGCGGGCCGUGAGUGCUUCAGGAAGCUUGAUUAUAUUCAUAUAGUUCCCAGAAAACUUGCCAAGAUGAGAAAGCUGAAGGAAAUCAAACCUGUGGUGCAUUGCGAUAUAAAUGUGGCGUCCAGGUGGCAGACGUGUCAUCGGAUAUCCCAUCACAUUAAUGUUUUUACAAAUGGAAAAUUAUUUAGGCCACUUAUAAAAAUUAUCAUACCCAAAUUCAGCCUGUCAGAUUGGAGUAGUGUGCUGGCCACGAUCGGAGAAAAAGUCUUCCCUCUUGGAGGAGUGAGGAAGUUAUUUACUAUGAAUGGACAUCUUUUGGAUAACUCUAAGGAUUUGCAGGACAAUCAUUUCUAUGUUGCCGUAGGGCUGGAAACCUUCAAACACUUCCCUUAUUGGAGGUCCCCAAGAGUACCCAGUGAGGUCCGACAAAGGUAUGCAGACUUGGAAAAGUGUCCACAGAGAAAGAAAAAAGUAAGUAAGUCCAAAGAAUCUCCUAAGUGUGAGGACAUUCCACCUGAAACAAAGGAUUCGGUUUAUUAUGCCAAAGAAGGAAAGAAGAAAACACUGGUAGAACCUUUUGUCCCAAGUGGUGCAGAAGAUGAUGUGUACAAAACCCAGACUCCUGCGAAGGGUGCCCAGGGAACACUGGAGAUCAAGGAGGACCCGGAUGUGAAGGUGGAAGUGCCUGUGGACCAGGUACCAGCCGAAGUGCUUAAAGAGCUUGACGAUGCACAUGACAACAGCCCUAAGUUUGAGGGCAUCAAGAGCGUGCAGGACCAUGGGAGCAUCCUGGCCAUGUGUCCUGGUGCUGUGCCUCGGAUCUGGCUCCCUGUGUGCCGGAAGUCAGGGGCUGAUUUCAGUGGUCUUUACCCUUAG